Messenger RNA from Didymodactylos carnosus, 1263 nucleotides. Lineage: Eukaryota; Metazoa; Rotifera; Eurotatoria; Philodinida; Philodinidae. The record is from the annotation of a GenBank genome assembly.
AUGCUACGCAUGUCAGUCACAAAAAAUACAAAAGAAACUAUGAUAAAAGCAUGUCGACAUUUUUAUCGAAACAAUCACGAGGAAGAAAAAAAUAUUUUCGAGUUCAAUUCCCGUUACUCUUCGGAUAAAGCUAUAUGGUGGUAUACGCGUCCUUGUUUCUGCUAUCGUUUAACAAACAAAGUUUUAAAUACACAAGAUCCUGAUUGGUUAUAUACAUUUCGUCUCAUUAUAACUGACAUACAUAAUCAACUACUUGAAUUGUAUGAGAAAUUCAUUGACACUCCACCACAAAUUAUCCUCAGAGGUAAAGUAGUGCCGUCAAGUCUUGUUUAUAAUUUACAAGAAAAUGUUGGCGGAUUAAUUUCGAUAAACGGAUUUUUAUCAGCCACAACAUCGGAGCAAAUCAGAGAUAUAUACGGCAGCCGAGAUAAUCCAGUUAGGGAAGGCUAUGAGCGAGUACUGUUUCGAUUGAUUGUCGAUAAUCAUAUUAAAACAAAACCAUUUGCGUUUAUAAAAGACUACAGUGCCAUCCCAGAGGAGAAUGAAGUUUUAUUCUCAAUUGGGACAGUAUGGUGUAUCGAGUCUGUCGAACAAGACGACGAGGCAUUGUGGCAUAUUGUGCUCAGAUCAAGUGAUUGGCCGACACUAUUAACAUUGGGAAAUUUUCUUAGUGAAAUUAAAGAUUAUAACAAAGCCGAUAAAUACUAUGAGAUAUUAUUGAAAGAAUUGCCUAAAAAUCAUAAAGAUAUAGGUGCAAUUUAUAGCAAUCGUGGUUGUCUUCAGUGUGAAAAAGGUGCAUACGAUCUUGCUGAACAUUACUUCAACUGUGCAAUCGAAAGUAUAAGCGCAGAGUGCCCAUCAUCGAUAUUGAUUGCACAAUGUAAUAUAGAAGUGAAUACCGUUGAUCUGAUAACAAAAUCGUUAUCAUCAAAUGAUCGAUCGCUUGGUAAACUCUACAAUAAUAUCGGUUACAUUCAUUAUAAAAGGGGACAGAAUGAAGUGGCUAUGAAAAACUAUCAACAAGCAAUAAAUAUUCUAUUACAGCCUACAAACCGUAAUCCAGCUGAUUUAUCAGCUGUGUAUAAUAAUAUCGGUGUCAUAUAUUUCAAAGCUAAGCGUUACGAUGAUGCGUUAAAAAGUUUCCAGUCAGCAAUUGAAUACGGUUUGUUAUUAUUGUCACCUACACAUCAAUGGAUUAUAGAUUAUGCAAAAAAUAAAAAAAUAGUAUUGAAAUACAUUGAGGCGAACUGUGAACAACGAUAA